CUCCAGUUACUCACACAUCAACAUGGCGACGUGCAGAACGAUGGGGCGAAGCAGGGGAAAUAUUUGUGCUCUUUCUCUGGUUAUUUUCCUUCAGCUGUUAGUCAGUGGCUGCCUGUCAGCUCCGGUAAACAACAGCAACACGGCGAUAGCAUCAACACAAAAUGCGUCUCCAAGUAUUAUCACUGUGGACAAGAAAGUAAAUGACACUGUGCCUCCGCCAUCUCAACCGAGUGUAGUGGCUGCCACAGAAUCAAAGAAGCCUUCAACACCCGCUGGCAAUGACUCCACAACAGCAGCAGCAGCAGCAGCAACGGCCCCUAAAAACAGCUCAGCAGCAGCAGCAGCAGCAACGGCCCCUAAAAACAGCUCCACAGCAGCAGCAGCAACAGCAGCAGCAGCGGCCCCUAAAAGCAGCUCCACAGCAGCAGCAGCAGCAGCAGCCCCUAAAAGCAGCUCCACAGCAGCCAUUAGACCAAUAGUCACGGGGAAGGACCAUGAGGAAACCACUCCAGAUUCAGUCACCAUUAUUGAAACCUCUGACAAUCCUCUGAUGCCAGAACCUGUCGACCCAGUAAUAGGUGAAGUUGCAAACAACAAAAACCAGUCAACAGACAAACCUGCUGUUGCUGAAACUACCACAACUGCUAUUCCCAAAGUACCCACCACUGCCCGUGUCAUAACCCCUGAAUCAUCCAAUCCUUUUACGGAAAAGGAAGCUCCGUUUUACGACUACAAAUCCUCCAUCGCUGUGAACCCGUCCACAGAGCAGGAACCUGAUCUAGACCUGCAGCCGACCACUGACGGAGGACCCGCACGCCACAUCGAUCUGGAUAAUUACCCCGAGGAGGAAGACGAGGACGAUGACGCCACCUACAACGACGUUUAUGAAAACAACAGCAUGAAUAUGGCCAAAGGGGAGCCGGCGAGCAGGCUGCAGCCCGAGGACAUGGAGGUGACGCGCUACAAGGGAGCAGACAGCUACAACACCGAGGACGAGGACUCCCACUUCUUCUUUCAUCUGGUCAUCCUGGCUUUCCUGGUGGCCAUUGUCUACAUCACUUAUCACAACAAGAGGAAGAUCUACCUCCUGGCUCAGAGCCGGCGCUGGAAGGACGGUCUGUGUUCCCGCAACACGGUGGAGUAUCACCGCCUGGACCAGAACGUCAACGAGGCCAUGCCGUCCCUCAAGAUGACCCGGGACUACGUGUUCUGAUCCAGGUUCAUGAGAACAGUUUGUUGAGAGCAGCACAGAGCCAGUUGGCCUUCCUGCCUGUCCGGCCGCGAUGAUGAGAUCCCGUUGUCAUGGAGAUUGAGCGAUGCUUUCUGUUGCUUUACAGGCCAACUGGAGAGCACUGUGUCGUUGGGAUAGAUUAUGUUUGUUUGGAACUUUUCUGUUGUCAGCAUAGAGAUAUUUUCACUGUUUAUCUUUUAUUAUUAUUUGAUGCAUUAUUAUUUGUAAUUCUCUUCUUAAUUAUGGCUUUUUGGGAUUUGCUAUUUUGGGUUUUUAGGUGUUUUAGUUGUCUUUUUUGGGAGUUUUUCAGCCCCUCUACACCUGUUUUUGUUUUCCUUCUUGCAUACUGUCUUAAUAUGUUUAAUACUCACUUGCAUUCAUUAACAGUUGAUUAUUUACCCCAAAGAUUAAUUAGGGAUUUCUCUAUUAGCAGUUAGCCACAAUAUCAAUCUAGGAGAAAUGCAUAAAACACAGUCCUUCCAACAUCUUACUGUAAGAACGUUACUGUAAACUAUUAAGGAACAAUGAAAACAAAUUGUGUAUCAUGUAGAAGGAGUUUGAUUAUUAUUUUAUAAAGAAAUCAUACAUUCACUGAGAUUUAAAAUAUAGUACACACUUAUUUUCAACUGUUUAACCAUCAGCUAUUUCCUGUUGCACCUUUGCAAAAAAAAUCCAUAAUAGCCUUUUCAUUUUGAUUUCACAUUAUAUAUGGGACGUAACAUCUCUAGUACAUGUUGGGACAUUACGCUGCACAUUAGGGAGGAUGACUCUUCACGGGGGGGGGGACUUUCCAUCUGCUUAAGCCAUUUAAUGAAGACGGAUGGGGAAUAUUGUUAAAAUGGCUAGAAUGUUCUCAUCUCAAGUUUUUCCUUGUUCAUCAAUUUAUAUUUGACUUGUCUACGGUAUCUCUUCUACUGCCCAGAUUUCGCUAUGCAUAAACCCUCGGGCUGGCCCCCUUUGUUUUAUGACUUCGGUGAAGUCUCUAUAAAUCAUUCAUGGUCUUCAUCGUGGCAAAAUAUAACGGCCGUGUUUCCUCAUGCUCACACAGAACUUUUCCUUUUCAGUUACUUCCUGUCAGAGUACCGUUUGCUGCGCUCGCUGCUAUUUCUGUUCGCCAGAUCUGCGUGGCUUGAUGUUCACAUGAUUAAAAAAUCACAACAAAAAAAAAGACCGUAACUUUAUUUCUUAUUCUUCACAGCCACAUGUUUUUCUGACUGUUGCCGUCUCAUGCCUUUAAUUCAUUGCCAUAACUGCCACAUGCAUCCACAUUGUUGUUUUAAAGCUCUUGUUACUUUUGCCACUUUUCAGAGGUCAGUUUGUAUUUAAAGGUUCAGAAUGGUUAUAAUUGUAAUGUGAUUUGCACUUUGCCGUUCAGUCAUGAGCUCAAACAGGAGGAGGGGGGAGGGGUUUCCUGCGUAAAGGGGAUGCAUCAACACUGCUCUUGCAAUCAACAGUAGAAAUGUAAAAUCUCUUUUUUUGUCAAUAAAGCACAAAUUGUGUAGA
Messenger RNA from Notothenia coriiceps (black rockcod), 2734 nucleotides. RefSeq names its product chromosome unknown C5orf15 homolog (gene cunh5orf15). The record is from RefSeq and is a predicted model, not a curated record. The coding region runs from base 23 to 1213 and encodes 396 amino acids. The transcript has 4 exons. Lineage: Eukaryota; Metazoa; Chordata; Actinopteri; Perciformes; Nototheniidae.